AUGCUUGUACCCAAGUUGUCUGGGGUGCAUCGCUUUGCUUGUUUGGCCCUUUACAGAGCUCUCCUGCGACAAUGCUCUCCUUCAACCCGCACGCCUCCGUGGCUUAAUCAGACAAAAUCCCUCGUCAAACAACGGUUCCGAAAAUAUAAAGGACUGGAAAGCCCAACCCAGAUCGCCAGUUCCUUGAAGGCAGGCUACCAGGUGCGCGCGUCGCGAAAUGAUCUCGCCUACAGAACUUUUACUAACGAAGGAAGCUAUUCGGAAAAGACACUCGACUUACUUGACUCCGCGUCAAAAGGAAACAAAAAAGAUGCCGAUCAAAUUAUCGCAACACUCGAACAGACUAGGUGCGCCAGAGAGAAACAGGCGGAGCAGCAAAAGAAGCUUCGGGGGAUCAAGUCACCACGACCGCUGUCCAUCAAGCAGCAACGAAAAGAAGAGACGACACGCUUCGAAGAAGCAACUCGACGGCGUCAUCCGGAUACUUCACCAAUUCUAUCCCGCCCGCAUCCCGUGAAAGGAAUACGUAAAGUGCCUUCUUUAGUCAGUGCCAGGGGGAUGCCCUUCUUGCGCAUCAAAAAGCCCCAGCCAAAAAACCUGAGCGGUGUCCUACGGAACAAGCUUGAAAAGCGCUGGAAGCGUAUAUUGCGUCGUGACAGGUUGUCCGAAGACCUUCUAUUUGCCCAAGACGAAGACGCCUGGGAUCGCUUGACCAGAUUCAAAGAGCCAUGCACCUGGUGUGAAGAUGUGCAAGCUUCAUUGGAUGAAGUCAAUCAACAGAUCCGAGAAUCGGACGAUAAGACCAUGGCUUUGGCCCAGGACCUUUGGGAUGUUGUUCUCAAAGAGCGUGCGUUAGCAGAGAAAGAAGCGAAGCAGAGGCAGUUGGCGGCGGAAUCUCUUGCGGGUCAAGAUUGA
Messenger RNA from Penicillium argentinense, 915 nucleotides. RefSeq names its product LYR motif-containing protein. The coding region runs from base 1 to 915 and encodes 304 amino acids. The record is from RefSeq and is a predicted model, not a curated record. NCBI's taxonomy places the organism in Eukaryota, Fungi, Ascomycota, Eurotiomycetes, Eurotiales, Aspergillaceae. The transcript is spliced from 2 exons.